Cyprinus carpio (common carp) is the source of this 1703-nucleotide messenger RNA. Its product is annotated as transmembrane protein 86B. Gene Ontology annotation, cellular component: membrane. The record is from RefSeq and is a predicted model, not a curated record. NCBI's taxonomy places the organism in Eukaryota, Metazoa, Chordata, Actinopteri, Cypriniformes, Cyprinidae.
GGCAUUACAGAUCUCCCCACUGUGGAAUAGGUGGCCCACAUCUGAGAAGGCUGCUGAGAAGUGACUGUUUAGGCCAGAAGACAGAGAUGGACAUCCUGGAAACGAGUGCUUACGACCGCAGACAACACAGGAACACGAACUGUGUACUGUUUCUUUAUCUCCUCCCUUUUUUUGCAUCCUGUACAAUAUACUUCUACCUGUGGAUCCCAGACUCCGCCCCCUCUCUUCUGGCUGCUGGCAUUAAGGCCGCUCCCAUCCUCUGUCUGGUCCUGCUGGUGCUCAGCUAUAAUGGGCGGCGGAGUCUAGUGGGCGUGGCUGGAGGGUUGCUGCUCUCAGCAGGCGGAGACUGUUGCCUUAUUUGGCCAGAACUUUUUAUCCAUGGAAUGGGCUGUUUUGCUCUGGCCCACUUGCUUUACUCUAUUUCCUUCCUGUCCUCUCGAUAUUCUGCAACAUCUUCGUCUGUCUCAUUCUUUAUCCUCUACCUUAUCCUGUGGUUGUUCGGCAUUGGAAUGUAUGCUUACCUGGUGCCCUUCCUACAGCUUGAUGCAGAAGCCGACCUUCUCGUCCCAGCCAUAGGGGGCUACAUGCUGCUCAUUGUCAUCAUGGCCACACUGGCUGCUCGUACACGGCGGCCGCUCAUCCUGCUGGGCAGCCUGGUCUUCAUGGCCUCUGACCUCACGAUUGCACUGACAAAGUUCAAUGUCUUUGAUGUCGAAUACAAAAAGCACAUUAUUAUGACAACAUACUACCUGGCACAGCUGAUGAUUGCGCUGGGUGACGUGAAGGCAGCGCUGGAGGAGGAUGCUGAUGAUAUCCACAAGUGGAAGAGAUCAUAAGACUGCUGUUGGUUCAGUGAAAGCUUAAUCACUUUAUAAAAGGGGGGCACCACUUUGGAUAAACCGUAAACACACAACUAUUGUGUGGACACGCUUACUGUACAUCCCUAAAUAUAAGAAAUAUUACACAGUCUGACCUAUCAACUAAGACUUUUGUCUAGCUUCACUUCAGCAGAUGAACUUGGCCUAACAGACUCUGUGCUGAACUGAACUGAUUUGAUUACAUUUGAAACAACUGUAUGUAGUUUUGCCUAUCUUUGCGACUUUGGAGCCCCCAACAGUUAAGUGAAUAGAAUUCACUGUUGUAAAUACUACUGUUGUUGCUGCCUUAAAGCAAUCCGCCCUUUUAGCGGAAUUUCGUACACGCUCAACAAAAAAUUACAUAUUCCCAGAACAGACAUUUGGGGCCAGUGUGAGAAAGAAACAUAAUUUCUUUUGACUUAUUAUAAGUCAGUGUACCUUCAGAAUGAUUUUGAAACAGGUAUUUCAAGAUAAUAAUCUUACAUACAGUUGCUAAAGGUAUUAAAACAUUUUUUUUGUCCAACAAAAAUAUUUAUGUUCAGAUGCUCCACGAACCUUUGCUAGUUUUUAGAGCAGAGAUGAGUCUGUCGAACUUGUGCAGAAAUAAAGCACAUGAAGUCACACAGAUUUGUGUUUGUUAGAUUCACGGUACUUUCGUUCGUGGUAUAGUUGCAGGCAAAAGAAAAAUGUCAAAAUGUAAUUCUGUUGACUAUGUAAUGAAUAUAUUGGAGUAUAGGCUAAAACAUCAUGGAAUGCUGUUGUGUUUUUGUGGAAUGCAAUGAUGUCCAAAAGUCGUUGAACACUUUGAAAAUAGAAUAAAAUAAAAGCAUAGCGAGAAAUUCUCAA